AUGGCGUCUGUUUUGGAUUUAAUUAAACAUUACCAGCAUUCGAUCGAAAAAUAUUCAAACGAUGAACAUAAAGUACUAAAGGCAAUUGACAAGUUAUUUCACCUUGAUGUCACAGUGCAACACUUGCAAGAUACAGGGGUCGGGCGCACUGUAAAUGCAUUAAGAAAAGAGCCUGGAGAUGUUGGUCAGGCAUCAAGAGCACUUGUAUAUAAGUGGAAGUUGAUGGUUGCUUCUGAAGAAAGUGACCAGGAAGGGGAUCAGCAUAAUAAUGAAUCUACAAAUUAUAAUGGCCAUGAUAGUGGUCGAGACUCUGAAGAUAAUAGCCAUAAAUCAAAACAUAAUAUAGAAAAUAAAGAAAGAACUGAAAGAUUAUCAAGAACAGAAAAAACACAACAUAAACAUCAGAAUGGUGAUCAUAGUGGAAGUAAAAGAAAGCACCACAGCAGUGAGGAGGAAGAUCAUGAUAUGAAGAAAUCAAAAUAUUCACAUACAAAUCAAAAUGGAGUUAAAAUCAAAAGAGAAUCAUACCAAAGCCCACUUAGAACUGAAAGUGAAAGCAAUGAAGACUCAUCAGAAAGUGAAAGUGAAUCAUCACUAUCAUCAGAAGAUGAAAAAAAGCCACAAAAGAAUAUUAAGGAAGAAAAACUAAAUAAAUAUUCAAAUAAGGAUUCAUCCAGCAGGCAUUCUAGUAGCCAUAAUUAUAAUCAUUCCUAUUCUGAAAAGAAAACAGAAAAACAGUCUAGUCAUUAUUCUGAGGGCUCAAGGUAUUCAAAGUCAUCCUCAAAAGAAAGAUCGCGUGACUCAAAAUCGGCUUCAAAAGAUAGGUCCUAUGAGUCAAGCAAAAACUCAAGAGAUCAGCUCAAAUGUGAUGAAAAGGAAUUUAGAUCUCCAGAAAAGAGAGAAAGCGAACAUAGUACAUAUGUAAUAGAAAAGUCUGCAGAAAAAGGAAAAAAGAACAAAGAAGAAACAUCUAGUAAAAAGCAAUCAGAUAAACACAAUUCAGAUAGAGAAAAACCAACCAAAAGCAGAUCUAAAGAUAAGGUUUCAGAGGAAUCACAUCAUGAUAAAAAACCCAAGACUGAACCAUCACAUAAAAGUACCACCAGCUCAGAUAAGAAGAAGUCUAGCAGUUCUGAGAAAAGUAAAAGUUGCUCUGUCAAGAGCUCUAGUAACUCCGAAUCAAAUAGCUCUAACACAGACAGGCAUAAGAACAAGUCCGACAAAGAAAACCAUAAAAACCUGUCAGAUGGUCACUUGUCAAAAGAUAAACUAAAAGAAAUUCAAGCUAAGCAAAAACAGAGUUCAUCUAGUAGGGAAAAGUCAAGAGAAAAGAGUAGUAGUAGCAGUAAGGAUAAAGAGCACAAAAGUGCGAAAAGUGAAAAACGUCACUCUUCAUCUAGUGAAAGCAACUCUAAAGAUAUUGCAAAGAAAUGCAAAAGUGAUAAAAAUGACAGUGGAAGUAGUCGGAGUAAAGAUAAGCAUAGAUCAAGUUCCAGUAGUAACAGAAGUAAUAAGACAAAAGAUGUACCAAAGAAACUGGCUCAUACAAGUAAUGAGGAUAGUGAUGAUGGGAUAGGCUGUGAAUCAGGUGCAAGUUUUGCAGAAGCAUUAGGCAUGGUCAGCCCGACAAAGCCAAAAAAGAAAUCUGCUCCCAUUAAGGAUAUACUUUCACCCAAUGAUUGUUUUAAUGGUGAUCAUAGUCCAGCAUCAUUGUUAGCACCAACAGCCAAAUUGGCUCCACUUCCCAACAUUGAGAUAUCAGCAUUGCCAGAAAUAUCACCAAAUUAUAAACCAAGGCCUCCACCUAAAUUUUUACCACAUUUUGAUAGUGAAUCAUUAAGUUCUGUGAUGUCCUCAAAGAAUCAAAGAACAAAAGUCUACUCGGGAAACAAAGUUUUGGGAAAGAUUCCCUCAUUAUAUGAGAUGUGUGUCCUGGUUCUUCAAGAGCAUAUAGAUGCACUCGAGUAUACAGGUGGUGUGCCAUAUGAAAUAUUGAAGCCGGUUGUGGACAGAGCCACUCCGCAGCAACUGUUUAUGUUGGAGCAUUACAACCCAUACCUGAUGGAAGAUACAGAUCAUCUCUGGCAAACAUUUUGCAUUAAACAUUUUAGAAAUAAAAAACGGGCAGAAAUGGAGACAUGGAGAGAAAUGUAUAUGCGCUGCCAAGAAGAGCAAGAGAUCAAGCUAAAAUCAUUAACAGAAAAUAUUAAAAUAGCACAAGAGGCAAAAAAGGCGCCCAUCAAACAAACCAAGAUGGCAUACGUUGAUUCUGUCGUGAAACCUCCGCGGAGUGUCGCUAGAAAACAAGCGCAGCAUGGAACAGCGUUUGCAGCAACAGCCAGUCCAGCAGCAAGAGUGGCCGCUUUGGCUGCAGCACCUAACGUCCUGAAGGGAGGUCGGCCCACCCCCGUUGCUACCACCUCUAGCUCCUUCAUCAAACCCAAGAAAGCACCACUUAUGCAGAAGGCGCUGCAGUUCAUGAGGGGACGAAAGCGAUGAAAACUUUCACCAUGAAGCUCUAGUUACCAUUAAAUUUACCAUCAGA
Leptidea sinapis is the source of this 2545-nucleotide messenger RNA. RefSeq names its product transcription elongation factor B polypeptide 3. The record is from RefSeq and is a predicted model, not a curated record. NCBI's taxonomy places the organism in Eukaryota, Metazoa, Arthropoda, Insecta, Lepidoptera, Pieridae. Gene Ontology annotation, cellular component: nucleus; elongin complex. Gene Ontology annotation, biological process: transcription elongation by RNA polymerase II. The coding region runs from base 1 to 2499 and encodes 832 amino acids. The transcript is spliced from 10 exons.